UUCAUUUGACCUCGUUAUAGAAAUAUUCAUCAUUCUUAAGUAUUGCCCUGAAGAAAUAUAAAAUUAAGUUUGUGACAAUGACCGAUAUAAACAAACAACAGGAUAAAAUAAGGCGACAGUAAUUCGAAUAUCGUAAAUAGAUUAGGAAGUGGAAAGUAACAAUAUAGAAAAUUCCCAGAAAUUGUUUUAGCAGAUUUAAUCAAAUGAUAGGUGAAAUAUUAGGACAGUAUUUACAGAUGAAUAUAUAUUGUUGAAAUGCAUAAUGCUUUAUUUGUAAUUUCAACCGUUAAAUUAGGUGAGUAUUAAUUACAUUGAAACAUGAUUGGAAAAACCCCAAAUUUAUAUAUCAUCAAAAGAAUGUAAAUACAACGGAAGUUAAUACACAGACGACACACAAGAAAGGUGUAUAGAUCUGAUUAAAACAAGUAUACUGGUGACAAUAUUUGUAUCAGAGAUUAUAUUCGGUAAAUGAUUUGUUCGAAAUCUUUGUUGGACACAUUAUUUAGUCUUUCUUCAUAGAUAAUUUAAAGUAGGAGAAAAUGGAAAAGGAAAAUCGGCUCAAGGGUGAGAUUAUUGCUAUGGUGCAGACUAUUCGUGGAUUGCAUAAAACUCACACAGAAAUAUUGUAUCGUAUGACAUCCAACCGCAAGGCUUGGUCUUUAAACGUAGCUGCUGCUUCGAAUAAAAUUCAAAAGCUUGAGCAACAUAUGCAAAAAGUAGAAACACAAUUGCUGGAAGAUACAAGCAAGUUAGAAGAAGUGACCAAAGAUAUAUCGAACUUGAUGAAGGAUACUAGUAGAUUAAAUGUACUUGUAGACAAUGUACGAAAUUAUGCUACUUGUGAGCGAGUUAUUGGUGAAAAAUAUGAAACUAUUUCAAACAAACCAUCAAGCAGUAUUACAAGUCAAAACAGCACAUCGAAUACGCUAGGAAAUCAUAAAUCAAGGAUAAUUUUCAUGGAAAAUAUGCUGUCGUCACCAAGCGAAUCCUCCAUCGAAGAAGCUAAUGCCUGCGUAAAGGACGAUGCCUGUUGUAGUAGUAAGACAUUAGAAAUGCAUAUCAAAAAUGAUCUCAACAAUAGUUUGAAUGACAAAACAGACAAUAAAAUAAAACAUUGUGCCACUAACAUUAACCUUGGCGAAACUCUCAACGAUCGAACCGAUGCCAAUAUGCUGAAAAGUUUGAAAAGUAUAAAUGAUGAAACAAAUAUAACGCAUCAUUCAAUAUCUGAUUUUGAAAAUCUGCAUACCAAAUGUGAUAAAAAAAAUAUUCAAAAUGAUCGCUGCAUUGAAAACGACAAAACAUCAAGAAGGCUUUCAUCUGAACAGUCACCAAUAAAAAACACUUGUGAAAAGCCUAUCAUACAAGAAUUUCAAACCAGGACACGUAAAAGGGAAAAUCGGUAUAAAAGAAAAACUAUGAAAAAACAACAUGACAAUCGUGUAAGCUAUCACAUUAAACAAGAAUGCUUUAAAGGAGCAAUUACUAAUAACGUUCCAACUAUGGACCUUCAGAAAGUAGAAUCCUUUCGGCUAAAUAUUAAACCGGAAGAAACGUCAAUGAUUUCACAAGAAAGAUUCAGUACACCAAGACGACGAGGAAGAAGAUCGCAAGAUGAAGACGGACUUUUUGAUAUUGAUCAACCAAGAACAAUCAGGGAAUGGAUACAGUAUACCAAUCAUAUAAUAGACCAUGCUUCAGCCAGAAUGAGAUCAGGACUAGUAAAAAUUGGAAGAUCGCUAGAUGUUAUUUUGGUGUUAGAUACUUCUGAACGUAUAGCAGGAUAUUUUCAAAAACUGAAAUCGAUCGCGUUACAGUAUGUUUACGGCAUCAAACAACAAUUCGAACGCACAGGCAUUGAUAAUGGAAUCGGUAUCGCCAUUUUUGGACGACAGACCAGGCUUAUUCAAGAAGCAACCAAUGAUUAUGACUUGAUUUUAGAAUUGUUAGGUAAAAUAAGACCAGAAGGGGAUGGACAUAUCAUUGGAGGACUUCUGAUGGGGUUGGCUGGUGUUGUAUCAUGUGGUGUGGGUUACUCCCAUGAUACAGCUUUACAGCCGCAUGUGAUUGUUUUCACGAAUGGAUCUUCAGAACAAAACAUGCCCUCAGUAGAUUUUGAUGACAAUCUCGUAGUUACUUUCGGAAACUUACGAGUAAAACCUGACGUCAACGGUGUUAUAGAUAUGAUAGCUUGUACAACUACAAAGAUAUUCUAUGUACCUGUUGGGGGAAAUUAUCAUAACAUCACUUUGGAAAAGGCUGUUAGGACGACGAAUGGAAAAUUGAUACCAGAUGAUGAAAUUAUUCGAUUGACUCUUAUGUCAAAAGUUUUGAAAAUGGCAAUGGACGUAGCAUCAGAAAUUAGAUAUUCCAACAAUCACAGCAGAGAAGUUAUCAGAAGAAAAAUAGUCGACACACAUAAUAUUAGUGAUAGAUAUGAUGACUGUCUAGAUAUGGUGCAAGAUUUUAUUAACCCCUUAAAGUUAGCAAACAAGCAAGGAAAAUAUGUAGAACUAAAGUGUUAUACACUAAAACUAGGAGAUAGAGUAAGACGUGGUCCUGAUUGGAUUUAUAGUGAUCAAGAUUUAGAUCUCCCAGGGACUGUCGUUGGACAAGAUCUUUGUGACAGGAUAUGGGUAGAAUGGGACCAUGGGCAACGACUAGGAUAUGUGUUUGAUGAACAUAUGAAUAGAUAUCAAAUAAGAAAAGUGAAUGAAGCCAGAAUACUAGUCAAUGAGAUGAUAGCAGUCGGUUGUAGGGUUGUUAGAGGUCACGAUUGGAAGUAUGGAGAUUUUGACGGAGGUGAGGGUUCAUUAGGAACUGUUCUUGAAGUGAAAGAUAAAAGCAAAGUGGUAGUCAGAUGGGACAGAACAAAUAAAGGCAUAUUCAAAAUUGGAUUUAAUGGACUUUUCGAGGUGAAAUUGUGCGAUGAUUUUGUAAACAAAGAGAACACAAGACGACACAUAAAGCCAAGUAACCAUAGCUUAACUAGACAACAGAAUCGCCACAAUUUGGACACAAUUGAUGAUGAUCUAUUGGACUGUGUAAUUACAUACUCCGACAUAUUAGGUUUAUAAAAAUGAUUUGGGGUACAAAUCUCUGCCUCCGAGAUUUAAAUGGUUGCUUCCUAAGAUAAUGAUAGAAAAGGUUAUUAUCCCUAUGCGUAUAACGUUUGAAUUUGUAAGGUUUUAUUAACUUCCCCCUUUUUGAAUUUACCUUGGAGUUUGAUAUUUUUGUUAAUCCAUUUUGCAAAAGUAAAGACUAAAUGUUCACAAUCUAUUAACUAUUAUUAAUGUAUAAUUUAAAUCACAUGGCAAAAUUAUUACACAGAGACCAAUGGUAUGAAGAAUAGCAGCGUUAUAAUUAUAUGUUGACAAAUUAUGCAUACCAAUUCGGUUAUAUCGACCGAUAAGUAUACAACGUUUUUUCAAAAUUUCGCAAUUGAUAUUAUGUUUUCCAAACUUUUGGUCUCGAUCGUACAAGAAAAAGGUUAUUCCAGAACCACAUGUCAUACGUUUUUUUUUUGGUUCCGAAUUACAAUUUAAAAAUCAUAAUGUUUUUCCAGUUUUUUAUGCAAGAAAAUGAGGGUUAACAUCAAUGUAACAUGGGACAAUAUGUAAACACAUACACACACCUACAUGUCCAAAGAAUAACACACUUCAGCAUUAAACUUAGUGCCUACACAAUAUGUCAGCUCUAAUUGCUCCUAUUCUUAACAGACUAAAGUAG
This is a messenger RNA of Mytilus californianus (California mussel), 3729 nucleotides long. RefSeq lists its product as uncharacterized. The transcript has 20 exons. The record is from RefSeq and is a predicted model, not a curated record. Gene Ontology annotation, molecular function: metal ion binding; ubiquitin-protein transferase activity. NCBI's taxonomy places the organism in Eukaryota, Metazoa, Mollusca, Bivalvia, Mytilida, Mytilidae. Bases 540 to 3077 code for a protein of 845 amino acids. Gene Ontology annotation, biological process: protein ubiquitination.